UUAUGCUUAUUAUACUUUAAUCUUGUGUGUUUCCGCGUGAGAAGUGAAUGCGCAUCUCCGUUAUCUGAUUGGAGAAUUCAAUUGAAAGCUUUAAACGCGUCUCCUGAAUAUCGUAUCUUUUGGUUUGUGACAGUCUUUUAGUAAAUGUGCGAUAUGGCGUGAUCGGCGGGUGACAUUCAAAAACUGGUGACUUUAAAGUACAUAUUCGCUUCACACAACCCCCCUACGAGGUUUAAGCAACUCCGCUUAAAUCUCGUCGAUGGUCCUUCAAGCCGUUCAGUUAGCAAUUGAAUCGGCUCUGCACUGCUGGCAAAUGUCAAAAAGUAUAAAUUUUAAUACGCAUUUCUAAUCCCUAUCGCGCUUAAACUCGGUGACGUUCGGAAAAAAAAACAUUUUUAAACUCUGUAAAAUUAAACGAAAAAUUUAAAACAAAAAUUUAAUUUAUAAAUAAAACUGGAAUCCUGAAGCGUCAAAGAAGGUGGAAGGCAGAAGAAAGGCGUAAAGUUCACAGGCACAGUGACAAACAAAAAAAGCAAAAGAGCAAUCGCGGAAUCCGAAGGAAUAGCAAGAAGAACAGUCUGGUGGAAAUCUGGAGGCGCGAUAAGACGCAACAGAAUAAGGUUACCUAAAUAAAACAUACGGAUGGCGCAAUCACCGGAUAUAUAUCAGUGCCGAAUCUGCUGCCGCUUUCAUCCUCUGCAGGCCUGCCCGAGCUUCAGAAAAAUGGACGCACUGGAAAGAUUGGAUGCAGUCAAAGUACACAAAUAUUGUGCAAACUGUUUGGCACGUUCGCAUACCACCGCCAAAUGCCCUUCUCGACACUGCUGCUGCAUAUGUAAAAUGGCACACCACAUGCUUCUCCACAACGAUAGGAUAGGAAGGAGCCUUAGGAGCGCAAUCGUACCUAAAGCCAUUCAGGAUCGCGACGAACAUGGCAGGAACGCGCCAACGCGUGUAUGUAUUUGUAGCCAAAAAAGGGCAGCGAAACAGCCACGCCCUACCACCAUCACAAAACCGUCUUCUGUCAUCGCUAGGAAGUCCGUGCGCCGCGGUCGGGUCCAUAAGAACCGUCAACUAGAUACUUUAGUGAAUGCAGCCGUGACGUCGUUGCAGAAUUUACAGGAUGCCUUACGUAACAUUGCAACGGUGCAAGGGGGCCGGUAUGGUCAUGAUGGGCAAGCCGGCAACCUUAUUGAACUCUAAAAUCUCUCAAUUUUUUAUUCUAUUUUGUUACA
Messenger RNA from Rhagoletis zephyria (snowberry fruit fly), 1235 nucleotides. RefSeq lists its product as uncharacterized. The record is from RefSeq and is a predicted model, not a curated record. NCBI's taxonomy places the organism in Eukaryota, Metazoa, Arthropoda, Insecta, Diptera, Tephritidae.